AUGCUGACAGAAGUACCAGAGGAAUACAGGAGAACAGCGGACCCCGUGAUGUUGAAGAGGUUCUUCAUUGAUGCUACUGAUGAUGUGACUGAAGAGUGCCCUCAUGACAGUGAGCGCGUUGAGACCAUGGGCGACAGCACUGUGUCGUACACCGUUAACAACAGCACCUUCUCGCUUCAAACACGGGAAGCGACCACCAACAAGUUCAUGGGCAUGUCGUUCGAUUUCGUCAGCGAGGCACCUGUGGGUCACACCCUGGCCUUCGAGAUCCUUGCUGGGACGCAGAUCGUCAUGGUUGCCAGGAUGCAAGGGAAGCGGGGCUCUGGCGCCGCUUGGAACGCAGAAAGGAGACCAAGCUUUUGCAGACCCACGGGGACCCGGGGCUCCACCUGCUUAAGUUUGAGUUUGAAGUUUCGCUGGACAAGAGGCAGUUUCGCUCCACAUUCAAUUUCAGCAAGUUUCAGCCUUCUCGUCAUCCUCCCCUUGCUCCUCCUCUUCCUCCUCUUUUUCUCUCUUCUCCCCCUCGUCCUCCCUCGCCGCAUCCGUUUGCCUCCGCGGGGACGGGCAGGGGCGGGGCAGAGAGGACAAGUAAUCGCUGGCGACCGGCGACCGGGGGUGCGGAUGAAGGAACGACACUAG
Prorocentrum cordatum is the source of this 639-nucleotide messenger RNA. The record is from the annotation of a GenBank genome assembly. Lineage: Eukaryota; Dinophyceae; Prorocentrales; Prorocentraceae.